AUGGACGAGUCCUACGCUGGCCUCCCUACCAGCCAUUUACUCGGCUCAGUCCCUGCUGUCGUAAGUGAAGAUAAAGAUAAGAAUACCACAAGCUAUGAAGCACCUGAAGCUAACUUGCAAAUCUUCCCCCCAAAUAAUGGAGGAGAGAAAGGGCGUGGUUAUCAAACUGUUGGAAGUACAAGUGAAACAUUUGAACAGCAACCGGCGAACAACUGGAGAGGAGUAUUUAAUAUCUCAUCAUACACACAAUACUUCAAUGUGGAUACGGACGUUGUCUUAAACAGAUUGCUUAGUUCUUUAUAUCCCCAUGGUGGAGAUUUUUUCAGCAAAAUUGAUGCCAACCCUGAUUUAUAUGGGCUAAUCUGGAUCUCCACUACGUUAGUGUUUGUGCUUGCUGCACUUGGAAACUGUGCCACCUACCUCAUGGAAAAGCACAGUGAUAGCAGUACUUCUUGGGCCUUUAAUGUCAGUUAUAUGAAUUUGGCAGCUUUUUCAGUCUACGGUUAUGCAAUUUUGGUGCCAUUGGCAUUUUAUUUCUUGCUCCACUAUCUGGGCUCAAAUGCCAGCCUUGUUCGAUUUUGGUGUAUGUGGGGAUACUCUCUCUUCAUAUUUGUUUUAGCCUCUUUUUUGUUGCUUAUCCCGGUUGAGGCUUUCCGGUGGAUCAUUAUAAUUCUUGUUGGUGCUGCCUCCUCAUGCUUUGUUGCCUUCAAUCUCAAGACUUAUAUCGAAGGGAAUGAUAUUGUGGUGAUUGCCGCAUUUCUCUUGCAACUGGCUCUGGCAAUCUUCUUUAAGGUCUACUUCUUUCCGUGA
Molecule: messenger RNA, 810 nt
Organism: Prunus armeniaca (apricot)
Lineage: Eukaryota; Viridiplantae; Streptophyta; Magnoliopsida; Rosales; Rosaceae
Source: the annotation of a GenBank genome assembly